Messenger RNA from Hydractinia symbiolongicarpus, 838 nucleotides. Its product is annotated as equistatin-like. NCBI's taxonomy places the organism in Eukaryota, Metazoa, Cnidaria, Hydrozoa, Anthoathecata, Hydractiniidae. The coding region runs from base 11 to 715 and encodes 234 amino acids. The transcript has 4 exons. The record is from RefSeq and is a predicted model, not a curated record.
CAAAAAAAGAAUGAAUUUCCUAAUAUCCUUUUUGGUAGCUUAUUCUAAGUCAAAAUGCGAAACAGAAAGAGAUCAUGCACUCAGCCUCACCAACUCCGGUAUGGUUGGUGUUUUUGUACCAAGAUGUAAAGACGACGGCUCUUACGAAAAGAAACAAUGCCAUGGAUCUACUGGAUAUUGUUGGUGUGUCGAUGAUCUAUGUGGCGAAGAAAUCCCUGGGACUAGAAAAGGACAUGGUCAAGAUGUGGAUUGUUCAGCCAAGUCUAAGUCAAAAUGCAAAACAGAAAAAGCUCAUGCACUCAGCCUCAUCAGCUCCGGUAUGCUUGGUGUUUUUGUACCAGGAUGUAAAAACGAUGGCUCUUACGAAAAGAAACAAUGCCAUGAAUCUACUCGGUAUUGUUGGUGUGUCUAUGAACAAUGUGGCGAAGAAAUCCCUGGGAGUAGAAAGAGACGUGAUCAAGGAGACGUGGAUUGCUCAGCUUAUUCUAAGUCAAAAUGCGAAACAGAAAGAGAUCAUGCACUCAGCCUCACCAACUCCGGUAUGGUUGGUGUUUUUGUACCAAGAUGUAAAGACGACGGCUCUUACAAAAAGAAACAAUGCCAUGGAUCUACUGGAUAUUGUUGGUGUGACGAUGAACUAUGUGGCGAAGAAAUCUCUGGGACUAGAAAAGGACCUGGUCAAGAUGUGGAUUGUUCAGGAAACGCACGAAGUUGAAGGAGAAGUUCAUGCAAUAGAAGCGGUGAGAUUGCUCGGAAACAAGUACAAUGAAAAAAGUCCUGCUUGGUGUCAAGAUUCGUGUGUUGCUGACAGAGGAAUCCAAAGCUUCCGCUGAAAUUA